GCACGAUUUACAUGGCAAUUUAAUUGACGCUGGUAUAUAGCCAAACACAUCGUGGGUAUCUGGCAAACGAUUUUUGGGUAAAUCGUGCGCGGAUGUCAAUCGUGGUUAAGGUUAAGAAUACAAACCCGGGACUUCCCACUGACAGACUCUAAACAUUGCUACCUGGUUGAGAAAUAAAUAGAAGUAACACGUUUAUGUUCUACUUUGUUUUAAUUUAUACAUAUAGGAACAACUAGAGAAGGAAAACCAACAGGUAUAAAGCAUCGGCUAUUCACUAAUGACAUUAUUUUGUUGAUUUUGUUUGUCACUUUCUGUUAAAAACUAGAAAAAGAAGAUAAUCUUAAUUUAUUCCUUUAAAUUUUUAUCGCCCCAAAAUUGGAAAUAAUUUGCGACUGAUACGUGUCAACAUGUCUCAUUUCUAGCUUAACGCGCACCCUAAAGCCUCUGGGGCUGAAAAGGUAAAUAAAAUAACUAACAUAGUUAAGGAACAAAGUUAUAAAAUUUAAUAAUUUAGUAUUUAAUGUAUGCAUGGUGACUGUUAACAUGUCCUGUUUCAAACACACAAUAAAUAGCCAAGCACAUCAUGGGUAGGAAACGCUUUUUGGGCAAACGCUUUUGGAGUAAAUCAUGAGUGGAUGUCAAUCUUCUGGGGGGACAGGGAUCGUAUCCUCUUACUUUUGGAUAUUCGUAAUAUAAUCUAUCAUAUCACGUAAGCUUGUCGGCUCCGCCCUCUCCCCCCCCCCAACCCCACACUUUUCAAAAGGGUAUUCGUUCAAAUCUUUCAGUUCGGAGUUUGUUUUGAAAAGGUUAAGAAUACCAUCCCAGGACUUACCACUGACAAAUUAAUUCGUAUUCUAUAUAAACUUUGCUACCCAAAUAAUAAACGUUUUAUGAUCACGCCGCAUUACCAAAAACUACCAAAAUGCUAUAAGCCUAUAAAGCUAAUUAACAUGGCAAAUUACUGUGAAAUAUCGGUCUGAAAAAUAACACAAACUGAUACUUUAUGUUCUAGAGCGAACAACAAGAGAAGCAGGUGGAACAAGACAGGGACAGAGUAAAACAGCAUUCACCUAUAUUGACUAUACAUUAUGUUGACUUUUUUGCCACUUUUUGCCUUCAUUCUUGAAGCUGGAGUUGUACGCACACUCCUGGCAGAACAUUGAGGUCAUCCUCAGCAACCAAACUCACUGUGCCCCUUGAAAAUAACACUUUUCAAGCCAGUGCUGCAAAAUUUUUUAAUAUUUUACCCCUAGAAAUUAGAAACUGUCGUGUUUUCAAUGAUUUUAAGCGAACUGCUAAAGCACACUAUUUUGAAGUGGCAAACGAAAGAUUAAAUAGGGAAUAAUUUAAUAAUUAAGAAUUAUUUGAAUUUGCUACCUGGUUGAGAAAUAAAUAAACCACCACGCUAUAAAGCUAAUUAACAUGGGAAAUUACUGUGAAAUAAUGGUCUGAAAAGUAACAAUUUAAGUUUAUGUUCUACUUUGUUUUAAUUACAUAUAGGAACAACUAGAGAAGGAAAAUCAACAGGUAUAAAGCAUCAUUUACUAUUGACAUUAUUUUGUUGACUUUUCUGUCACUUUCUGUUAAAAAAUAGAAAAGAAAUACAAUCUUAAUUUAUUCCUUUAAAGUUUUAUCACCCCAACAUUGGAAAUUAUUUGCGACUGAUACAACAUGUCAACAUGUUAAUUUUUAGCUUAAACCGCAACUUAAAGCCUCUGAGACUGCAUGGUUAAAGUUAAGAAUACAAACCCAGGACUUCCCAUGCACUGACACACUCUAAACUUUGCUACCUGGUUGAGAAAUAAUAAAAAUUUUAUGGAUCAGCAUUACGAAAAACUACCAUGUUAUAAAGCUAAUUAACAUGGGGAAUUACUGUUCUACUUUGUUUUCAUUAUAUAGGAAGAUAGAAAGCGGAUGGAGGUAAAGUAUCAUUCAUUAUUGACAUUACUACGUUGACUUUUUUGCCACUUUCCCGUUAGAAAUGCAAAUUUUAUUCCUUUAAAGUUUUAUCACGCCAAAAUAAAAAAAUCCUGAAAAUCUAGAACUUUUAAUUUUACGGUUUUAUCCAGCUGAAAGAAUAAAAGUGUCUUAUAUAUAAGCAUGAAUACAGCAAACGAGUUUUAAGCAAACGAUUUUUGGGUACAUCAUGCGUGGAUGUCAAUCGUGUUAAGGUUAAAAAUACCAACACAAGACUUUCCACUGACAGAUUCUAAUCUAAUAAACGUUUUAUGGAUCAACGUUACCAAAAACCACCACGCUAUGAAGCUAAUUAACAUGGGAAUUAGAUGCGACUGUGAAAUACUGAAAUAUAACAUGUUUAUGUUCUACUUUGUUUCAAUUAUAUAGGAACAACUAGAGAAGGAAAACCAACAGGUAUAAAGCAUCAUUCACUAUUGACAUUAUUUUGUUGACUUUUUUGACACUUUCUGUUAAAAAAUAAAAAACAAAUACAAUCUUAAUUUAAUUCCUUUAACGUUUUAUCGCCCCAAAAUUGGAAAUCAUUAGCAAUCAUUUUACGACUGACACAUGUGAACUCUACUUUUUAGCUUAAAGCGCAACUUAAAGCCUCUGAGAUUGAAAAGGUAAAUAAAAUAUCUUACAUGGUUAAGGUAUAAAGUUAUAAAAUUUAACAAUUUUUUUAAUGUUGACUGUUAAUGUGUCCUGUUUGAAAUGCACAUUAGAAAGCUAAACAUGCACAUCAUGGGUAGCAAACGAUUUUUGGGUAAAUCAUGGGAGCGAUUGCAGAAUACCCGUCCACUUUUGAAGACCUCACUUGUUAUCAUGAUACGAUGAUACGAAGUGAAAAUGAUUACGUAAUAACCAUAUAACUGCGCUAUUAUAAAAUCCUGGGUAAGCUAUAUUUUUGCGUGAUACGAUCAUUCGAUGAUACGAAGUGAAAAUGAUUACGUAAUAGGUAUAUAACCGCUCCAUUAUAAAAGCAAGGGUAAGCUAUAUAUAGAUGAUAUAAGUCUACAUUUGUGUAUAUGAUCGACACGUGCUUUCAAAGAACGAGGCAAACACAUAUAUACAUACUAAAAGUAAUUCAGAAUUGAUAAAUAUGUUUGUGAACAAUUAGAUAAAAACGCAUUUUGAAAAUAUAGCUCACCCAGGCUUUUAUAGUAGCGCAGUUAUAUAGUUAUUACGUAAUCAUUUUCACUUCGUAUCAUCGUAUCAUCGUAUCAAGCAAAAAUAUAGCUUACCCAGGAUUUUAUAAUAGCGCGGUUAUCUAGUUAUUACGUAAUCAUUUUCACUUCGUAUCAUCGUAUCAUGAUAACAAGUGAUACCUUCAAAAGUGGACGGGUAUUCUGCAAUUUAGCCAAAUCAUGCAUGAGACGGAUGUCAAAUGCUGUGAAGGACAUGGAUCUCCGCCCCUACCCAACACACUUUUCAGAAGGAUUAUCGCCCUUGAAACACGCAUGCUAUUCCUCAGGGUAUUCGUUCAGAUCUUGCAGUUCGGAGUUUUCUUUGAAAAGGUUAAGAAUACCAUCCCAGGACUUCCCAUGCACUGACAAAUGAAUUGCUUCCCAUUCAAUUAAUAAACGUUUUAUGGAUCACCAUUACCAAAAGCUACAGCUGAUGCUAUAAGCCUAUAAAGCUAUAAUACAGUGAAAUAUUGGUCUGAGAAGUAACACAAACUAAUACUUUAUGUUCUAGAGCGAACAACAAGAAAAGCAGGUGGAACAAGACAGGGACAGAGUAAAACAGCAUUCACUUAUAUUGACUAUACAUUAUGUUGACUUUUUUGCCACUUUUUGCCUUCAUACUUGAAGCUGGAGUUGUACGCACACUCCUGGCAGAACAUUGAGGUCAUCCUCAGCAACCAAACUCACUGUGCCCCUUGAAAAUAACACUUUUCAAGCCAGUGCUGCAAAAUUUUUUAAUAUUUUACCCCUAGAAAUUAGAAACUGUCGUGUUUUCAAUGAUUUUAAGCGAACUGCUAAAGCACACUAUUUUGAAGUGGCAAACGAAAGAUUAAAUAGGGAAUAAUUUAAUAAUUAAGAAUUAUUUGAAUUUGCUACCUGGUUGAGAAAUAAAUAAACCACCACGCUAUAAAGCUAAUUAACAUGGGAAAUUACUGUGAAAUAAUGGUCUGAAAAGUAACAAUUUAAGUUUAUGUUCUACUUUGUUUUAAUUACAUAUAGGAACAACUAGAGAAGGAAAAUCAACAGGUAUAAAG
Paramuricea clavata is the source of this 4177-nucleotide messenger RNA. Lineage: Eukaryota; Metazoa; Cnidaria; Anthozoa; Malacalcyonacea; Plexauridae. The record is from the annotation of a GenBank genome assembly.